AUGAACAAGGACAAGAUACUGAAGCUCGCAAAGGGCUUCCGCGGCAGGAGCAAGAACUGUAUACGGGUAGCUAGGGAGCGUGUGGAGAAGAGCCUGCAGUAUGCCUUCCGGGACAGGAAGGCCAAGAAGAGGGACAUGCGCGCUCUCUGGAUACAGCAAAUAAACGCUGGAGCCCGACAAUAUGGGGUCAAGUAUUCCUCGCUCAUCAGCGGGCUGGCUGCUCAGAACGUGGGCCUGAACCGCAAGAUGCUGUCCGAGCUUGCCAGGACGGAGCCCCUCUCCUUCAAGGCCCUGGUGGACCAGGUGGCUCACAUGCGGGGCCUGUCUGCCCCUCAUGCCGGCGCCGCACUCAAGUGA
This is a messenger RNA of Auxenochlorella protothecoides, 357 nucleotides long. RefSeq names its product 50S ribosomal protein L20. Gene Ontology annotation, cellular component: ribosome. The record is from RefSeq and is a predicted model, not a curated record. The coding region runs from base 1 to 357 and encodes 118 amino acids. Gene Ontology annotation, molecular function: rRNA binding; structural constituent of ribosome. Gene Ontology annotation, biological process: translation; ribosomal large subunit assembly. The transcript is spliced from 2 exons. NCBI's taxonomy places the organism in Eukaryota, Viridiplantae, Chlorophyta, Trebouxiophyceae, Chlorellales, Chlorellaceae.